UCAUCAGAGACCGUAUGCAUGCAGAAGACACGCAUGACCAUGCUCUUCUUCUGUUUUCUAGGGGACAGUAUUUCAUAAUUAAUCAUAGUGCUCUUUAAGAACAACUUGACGGUUAACGGUAAGCUAAUCAUAGCUUUUUAUUGUAAGGAAACGCUUUUUUAACAUCGCUCACUAACUUAUUCACCAAGGUCACUGACGUUACCAGUGCAUGUAGUGGGAGCUAAUCCUUCAGCACGUGCGGUUAUAGUAACGUUAGAAGCCACAAGUGCAAAAAAAAAAAUAUGGCUGGACUUAUAAACUUUGAAGAUGAGAAUGAAGUGAAGCAGUUUUUGGACAAUUUGGGAGUGGAGUACAGUUUCCAAUGCUACAAAGAAAAGGAUCCUGAAGGAUGCCAAAGACUCUCAGACUACUUGGAAGGGGUGAAGAAAAACUAUGAAUCUGCAGCUCAAGUGCUCAAACACAACUGUGAAACGAAUGGACAUGGAGAGAGCUGCUAUAAACUGGGGGCUUACCAUAUCACAGGCAAAGGUGGAGUGGCUGAGUGUCUGAAAACAGCCUACUCCUGCUUUAUGCGAUCCUGCAAUACCAACGGAAAGAAGUCUAUAGAUGCCUGCCAUAAUGUUGGUCUGUUAGCCCACGAUGGACGAGUUAAUGAAGAAGGACCCGACGUGACAAUAGCUCAGCAGUACUAUAAGAAGGCCUGUGCUGGUGGCUUCGCUCCUUCCUGCUUUAACCUUAGUGCUUUGUUCAUUCAGGGCAAUUCCAAAGGACUGCCACCCGAUAUGAAUCAAGCUUUGAAGUACGCUAACAGGGCUUGUGAGCUGGGACAUGUGUGGGGCUGUGCCAAUGCAAGUCGUAUGUAUAAACUUGGGGAUGGCACAGAGAAGGAUGACAAGAAAGCAGAGGAGCUGAAGAAUCGAGCAAAGGAGCUGCAUGGUUUAGAGAAAGAAAGGCAGCUCAAAUUUGGGGAAUGAAUGUGACACUUGAUUCAAUUAUCAUUGUUUUUGGUAUGUCCACACAUCUGAUGUUUGGUCAGGCUGUUUGUGGGGGCAAGAUUAUGUGUGAAAAAACAAAACCUGUGCAAGGGUUCAAAGGUAGGAAGUAUGUUCUUUAAAAAAAGAAUGGCUAUGAAUGUGUAUGUAGACAGUCAAAUUCUGGGAGCAGUAUUACUUGACUGAUCUGUUGGUAGAUAUCAGCCAAAUGUAAAGAUAGAAAUGUAAUGCAAUAAAAUGAAUUGUAAUUCA
This is a messenger RNA of Etheostoma cragini (Arkansas darter), 1244 nucleotides long. RefSeq names its product cytochrome c oxidase assembly factor 7. Gene Ontology annotation, molecular function: protein binding. Gene Ontology annotation, cellular component: mitochondrial intermembrane space. NCBI's taxonomy places the organism in Eukaryota, Metazoa, Chordata, Actinopteri, Perciformes, Percidae. The record is from RefSeq and is a predicted model, not a curated record. The coding region runs from base 282 to 974 and encodes 230 amino acids. The transcript is spliced from 3 exons.